CAAUAUCUUCAAAGCACUCCAGAGACUAAAACCUUUUUUUGUUUUUUUGACUAAAGCUUCUGCGUUCGGUGUAGAAGAUAUAUAUACGAUGGCAACUCUUGAAGCUUCUUUCUACGCAGACAUUGACGAGUUAUCUGACAAUGAAGCAAAACUGGAUGCCAGAAAAGAGGAGGAUGAGGAUAUUGACAUGGACAUGGCAGAGUUAGAAACCCUUAACUAUGAUGAUCUCGAGAGCGUUUCUAAGCUACAGAAAACACAGAGAUACGUUGAUGUAAUGCAGAAAGUGGAACAGGCUCUCGAAAAGGAUAAGGAGGUGAUAGGAACUGAUCCUGAAUACAAGCUAAUCCUAGAUUGCAAUAAGCUCUCAGUUGAUAUUGAGAACGAGAUUGGCAUCGUCCACAACUUUAUCCGCGACAAGUACGGACUUAAAUUCCAAGAGCUUGAGUCGCUGAUACAUGACCCAGUCGAUUAUGCCCGUGUUGUGAAAAAAAUUGGCAAUGAGACAGAUUUAACCCUUGUUAAUCUUGAAGACCUUCUUCUUCUUCAACCAGCGACUAUUAUUUCUGUUUCACUUACUGCUUUAACCACGAAAGGGAACCCAUUGUCAGAUGAUGUCCUACAAAAGACGUUAGACGCUUGUGAUCGGGCUCUUAAUCUUGAUUCCGCAAGGAAGAAGGUUCUUGACUUUCUUGAAAGUAAGAUGGGAUAUAUCGCACCAAAUCUCUCUGCCAUUGUCGGGAGCGCUGUUGCAGCCAAGCUCAUGGGAACUGCUGGAGGUUUAACGGCACUUGCAAAAAUGCCUGCCUGUAAUGUUCUAGUACUUGGCCACAAGAGGAAGAACCUUGACGGAUUCUCUACUGCAACGUCACAGUCUCGUGUGGGUUAUCUGGAGCAGACAGAGAUUGUCCAAAGCACGCCUCCUGCACUUCGAAUGCGCGCUAGCAGGCUCUUGGCUUCAAAAUCGACUUUGGCGGCAAGAGUUGACGCUACUAGAGGAGAUGCAUCUGGAACAAACGGGAAAGCUUUGAGGGAGCAAAUCCGCAAGAAUAUUGACAAGUGGCAAGAACCUCCUCCUGGAAGGCAACCUACGCCACUUCCUGUGCCUUAUUUUGAGCCUAAAAAGAAAAGGGGUGGUCGCCGUCUAAGAAAAACGAAAGAAAGGUAUCAAGUUACAGACAUAAGGAAGUUAGCCAACAGGAUGGCGUUUGGUACACCUGAAGAGAGCUCUCUGGGUGAUGGAUAUGGAAUGCUUGGUCAGGCUGGGAGCAAUAGGCUGCGUGUUUCGAGCAAGCUGAAACUUAAUGCUAAGGUCACCAAAAAGCGUCAGAACACAGGUGGUGCCACUACCUCUGGUUUGAGGACAUCAAGUCUGGCUUUCACUCUUGUGCAGGGAAUAGAGUUGUGCAAUCCUCAGGCGAUAGGAUUAGGCAGUGGGAUUCAAAGCAGUUACUUCUCAGAGUCAGGAACUUUCUCCAAGUUCAAGAAAAUUUAAACUUGAAUAGAACAACUCCAAUGAAUCUCUAUUUCUUACAAAUGUUGUGUAAAUGAAUACAGUGUUAAUUGUUUC
Messenger RNA from Arabidopsis arenosa, 1567 nucleotides. The record is from the annotation of a GenBank genome assembly. NCBI's taxonomy places the organism in Eukaryota, Viridiplantae, Streptophyta, Magnoliopsida, Brassicales, Brassicaceae.